This is a messenger RNA of Crotalus tigris (Tiger rattlesnake), 931 nucleotides long. RefSeq names its product cysteine rich transmembrane module containing 1 (gene CYSTM1). The transcript is spliced from 3 exons. The coding region runs from base 188 to 517 and encodes 109 amino acids. Lineage: Eukaryota; Metazoa; Chordata; Lepidosauria; Squamata; Viperidae. Gene Ontology annotation, cellular component: extracellular exosome. The record is from RefSeq and is a predicted model, not a curated record.
AGAGAGAGAUCGCGGGCAGGGUGGACGGCGGAGACGAGCCUGGGUGAGACAGGUAGGCGCGGCUGACCCUGCUGCUGCUGCUGCUGCUGCGUGGGACGACGCAAGGGCUGGGACGGAGCUUCGGCAUCGCCGGUGGAGAAGACCCUUGGGAAGCUCAGGGUUUGGGGGGAACACAUAAGUAUCCUACAUGAAUUACGAAAAUCCUCCACCGUAUCCUGGCCCAGGCCCAACUGCCCCUUACCCACCGUAUACUCAACAGCCAUCAGGCCCUGGUCCAUAUCCUGCCUAUCAGCCGGGGCCUGCAGGGCCAUAUCCAGCUGGUCAACCAGGCUACAAUGGUUACCCACCAUACGGAUGGCAGAAUGCUCCACCUCCAGGGCCAGUCUAUGCAGAUGGACCUAAAAAUACAGUGUACGUUGUGGAAGAACGGCGAAGAGAUAACUCUGGUGAAAGUACCUGCCUGACAGCAUGUUGGACUGCAUUGUGCUGCUGCUGCCUUUGGGACAUGCUGACCUGAGAUCCCCGAGAAGCAAAGCCUUUUAAUACCUCUCUCUUGGAGUGCUAUGCAGUCUCUUCCUCCUCCUUCUGCUCCUCUUGUCUCUUCUUUUCAGCAGCUUUUUAGUACUGUAAUAAAUGAGAUGCUUUGUCCGAGCAUAACAUGCUUGCCAGAGUUGGAUGCAUGAAGCUGAAUACAUCCUUUUUGAUUUGAGUGGAGAAUCCCCCUCCCCUCUUCUUCUUCAUGAUUGUUCCUUACAAAAUGUACUAUAUUUUGUUCAUCAAAAUGCUUUUAAUAUAAAUUAUGUAUUCAUAAUUUACACAUACUUAGAAAUGGAGUAAUAUGCAAUAAUUUAAGGCAUUUCUGGUUUUCUUUACUUGCUUAUUUUCUGUUUUAAUAAAUUUUGUCCAAUAAAAUGUGAUCCAGAAAUCAGUA